AUGGCCCAGGUCCAAAUAGACAACCAGAUCCUCACCGAGGCAGCAAACAAAACUGUCCUCAUCACUGGUGCCGCCCGCGGCAUCGGCGCAGCAACAGCGAAACUGUUCAACCAACACGGAGCAAACGUCGUAAUAGCCGAUCUCGCUCGAUUCCGCAAUGUGGCGGAAGAGUUGAUCACGGAAUUGGCCCAUCCAGAGCGUGCAAUUUUCGUGCCGGGCGAUAUAGUUCAUUGGGCGCAACUGGCUGCAUGCUUCAAAACGACUCUUACUCGGUUCGGCAGUAUCGAUAUCGUCGUUGCGAAUACGGGGAUCAUGGAAUCAACACCCACGCUUGACCUGACCCCAGAUGAAGAGGGCAACCUUCAGGAGAACCGUGAAGCAGAGAGAGUGAUCGAUGUCAAUUUGAAGGGGACUUUGAACACACUCCGCUUAGCCCUCUUCUACUUGGGAUCUUCCAGCGACCAGCCGAGCAAGUCGAUUCUCCUGGUUGCUUCGACUUCGAGUUACUUUGGCGGCACGGGCGUGACCGCGUACGUUACAUCCAAGCACGGUGUCCUGGGUCUUUUGCGGGCAUCUCAGUCCAAAGCGAAGGAGCAGGGUGUUCGGGUUAAUGCUGUUGCUCCGUUUCUCACGCCAACGCAUAUCACUGCGGGGUUUGCACAGCAGUGGCGCGAGAAGGGGUUGGAGGAGAAUACGCCUGAACGUGUUGCUGAGGCGAUUGCUUCGGUCGCUCUGGAUCGGGAGAGGGAGGGGGAUUGUGUUAUGGUCGCUGGAAAGUAUCUACGGGAGAUGGAGUCGUCCAGAGCUGAAUUACUUUCCACGUGGAUUGGAGCCGACGUGGCGGAUUUCAUGGGUCGCGCAAUGCAAUUCUUUGUUAGUAUUGGAGGCUACGUCUUGCCCAAGAAGUAUUAA
Penicillium cinerascens is the source of this 912-nucleotide messenger RNA. RefSeq names its product SDR family NAD(P)-dependent oxidoreductase. Bases 1 to 912 code for a protein of 303 amino acids. The record is from RefSeq and is a predicted model, not a curated record. NCBI's taxonomy places the organism in Eukaryota, Fungi, Ascomycota, Eurotiomycetes, Eurotiales, Aspergillaceae. The transcript is spliced from 3 exons.